AUGCGAUCCACGCGCAAGGCGACCGGAUGCUGCGUUGACACGGCGCGGCUGCGGCUGACUACCUUCUUCUUCUGGGUGAUAUCCGUCGAGUGCGAGCCGCACGUCUGCGCGGACGAGUGCGACUGGCGACGCUACCUCGGCAUCGCCCCCACACCCGGCGCGGCGCGCCCCACCGACGACGCCACAAAGGAGAUCGAGGCAAAGGCGCGCGAGAUCGCCGCGCAGCAAAAGGAGAUCAAGCACCCGGACGGCGCCUUCGCCUUCCUCAUCGCCGCCCUCUACCUCUUCUUCAAGAUGUUCCGCCUCACGCGCGCCAUCAAACUGUGGCGGCAUCCAGCACGUGCUCUCGCCGUCGGGCACGCAGCCAUCCGCAUCCUCCUCCGCAUCCUCCUCCACGCCGACAUCGCCGUCGACCUGGUGCCGGAGGAGGCGGCGCGCGAGGGCGUGCGUGCCGCGCUGGCGAGCGGCCUCGCCAUCUUUGUCGCCGCGGGCAUCUUUGUCCGCGACGACGGCGCGCACCGCGGCAGCGGCGCGGACAACGGCCCGCUCGCGCCGCUGCUCCAGGAGGCGCGCGCAAGGGGCAAGCUGGGCAGCGGCGCGAGCGACGAGCGGCUCAUGGCGCACAUCAUCUACAUGGCCCUCUCCUUCUCCCUCGCGCGGAGCAUCAUCCCGGCCGAGUGCGAGCGCGGCGAGUCGAACGCUUGCCUCGAGGAGCGCCUCGAGUCGGCCGAUGCGCGCGCCUCUUUCGCGCGCGUGUUCGACUACUUGCGCGUGCACAGCGGCCAGCGCUUCAGCCUCCGCCUCGUCAUGAACCAUGCGGCGAUCGACGGCAAGGUCUCGACGCGCGACUUCUCCAACAUCAGCUGGGCGGACAAGGAGCAGAUGGAGGAGUUUGUGCUCUGCGAGGAGCUGUGGCGCGGGAUCCGCUGCCCGCAGUCGGACGACGAGCGGGAGGAGAUGAAGAAGCUGAUGGGGAAGAGCGCGUGGAGCCACCUCGCCACAGGCGGCUCGCCUCUCUUCGUCGGCGUCGAGAUCUACAUCCUCUUCCUGGACGGCAGCAAGGAGCUGGCCGCGCUGCUCGUAGAGGUGGGCUCGCCGGUGCGCGGCGUGAAGCCGCUCGGCCUGCGGGAGGUCGCGGAGGGCAGCCUCGUCGACUCCAAGCUGCGGGAGACGAUGCCGCAGCGGGGCACGCUGCUGCAAGCCCCGCCCGACGCGGGCUCCGUCCGCAAGGGCCUCAAGCGCGCGUGCGGGAAGGCGUCUGAGAACAUGGGCAAGGCGACCGCGAUUGCCGAGCGCUCGACCGAGGGCGUGCGGCGCUCCUCGGCGCUCGUCAUGCUCGAGGCGCACGUCAAGCAGGUGGUGCUCUACCUCGCGCUGUACAAUGCGCUGCUGCGCUCAGACGCUUCCAGCGCUCUUGCGGCGCUCGACCCGGCGCUGCUCAAGGCGGCGACGCGCCUGAAGACGCUGGAGGCCGCCGUCGGCCGCGCCAAGAAGGCGCGCGUGGCGGACACGGAGCUGCUCGAGCGCGCGGCGGAGAAGCUCGCGACGCUGCGCGAGGCGGAGCGCUCCGCGGCGACGCUGCGCGAGGGGCUGGUCGCGUCUUACCACGCCCGCUCCAAGCGGCCGCAGGCGCAGCGCGAGGCGGCUGAGGAGCUGGUCGCGGCUUACCGCGCCCGCUCCAAGCGGCCGCAGGCGCAGUCCCCCGACAGCGCGCCUCCAGCAAAGCGGCCAGGCUACCACCAACGAACGGAGGCCGCCGCGGCAGAGCUGCUGCGGCUCGAGGCCGAGGCCUAUCGCGGCAGCCUCGGCAAGGUCGAGCAGGCGAAGCUGGCCAAGAUGCAGAACACAGCCAAGCGAAGCCAGUUGAGAAGGCAGCGGGAGGACGAGGCGCACGAGAAGGCCAUGACGCUGGCAAUCGAAAAAUGCCCCGCCUUCUGGAAGGGCCGCCGAUACCAGCUCGACACGAUCGUUCCGGGCACGGUCGACGACACACCACGCAAGCGUGUUCUGCGGCUGCGUGAUGACCGCAAGGAGGCGAGCUUGCCUGUCUCCGCGGCGAAACUCCUGGCGGCCGACUCGGCUCUCGAGCGGGUGUUGGGCCUUGUGCCGAGAGUCGUCGCAGAUCUCCUUCACAAUGAGAAGAGGAAGGAGGGCAAGGCGAAUGUGUGAGGGGUGGAGCAGGUUGCGGGGCAAGCGCUGAGAGGAGACUAUUCUCGCCGCCUCGCCCACGUGGAGGGCCGCUCGCGCACGCCGCGCGUGCGAGCGAGCGGGCGAGAGAGAGAGAGAGCGUGCGCGCACGCGCUUGGAACAGACUGCGCCCAUAUCACCCUUCACCCCGUGCGCCGUGGUGGACACGGUGGGACGAGCGGGGCACAGAGCCAUGGGUUGUGGUACUAACUUUACAGAGAUUUCACG
Molecule: messenger RNA, 2415 nt
Organism: Emiliania huxleyi CCMP1516
Lineage: Eukaryota; Haptophyta; Isochrysidales; Noelaerhabdaceae
Exons: 13
Coding region: 1-2169 (722 amino acids)
Source: RefSeq, a predicted model, not a curated record